This is a messenger RNA of Aphanomyces astaci, 2968 nucleotides long. Its product is annotated as CMGC/MAPK protein kinase. Gene Ontology annotation, molecular function: MAP kinase activity; ATP binding. The coding region runs from base 5 to 2932 and encodes 975 amino acids. The record is from RefSeq and is a predicted model, not a curated record. The transcript has a single exon. Gene Ontology annotation, cellular component: cytoplasm; nucleus. Lineage: Eukaryota; Oomycota; Saprolegniomycetes; Saprolegniales; Verrucalvaceae. Gene Ontology annotation, biological process: intracellular signal transduction; protein phosphorylation.
CAAGAUGGAGUCGGCGGCGACAAUCCCCGCAACGGAAGCGGCGGCUAGUUCGUCGGCUACCGAUCGACGGCUAGAGCAAUUGCCCAUUCAAUGGGAAGGUUACUUGAGGAAACGAGGGGACUGGCUGCCGCGAUGGGACUACUACCUGGUUGUUCUGGACGGACUCCGCGUGAGCUACUACGACCGGCUCGACGGCCCGCCGGCCAAACCGCACGCGCCUUCGCUUCUCGUCGCGAACCACACGACUUCGUCUCACCCAUCUUCAUUGCCCAACAAGGUACGAGGUAGCGGCAGCAUCGCCAAGCCGCGUGGGGUGUACACGAUCCAGAGCUUCCACCAGGACACGGAACAAGCCAAGGUGUUCAAGUUCAGCCUCACGAUGGUGGAGAAGCAGCGCGUGAUGCAUUUCCAAGUCGAUUCGAGUCUCGAGUUGGUCUUGUGGAAGCAAAUGAUCAAGGCGGCUGUGGACCAAGAUGUGGUUCGUCGCAACUGUCACAAACCCACCACCGAGAGCCCAUCGCCAGCUCUAAACGACUCACCACUGCCACCGUAUGCCGUGGACCUGGCUGCGCUGUACGAUGCCUACGGGGACGUGUGUCGUCAAGUGGGCAACUUUGCGAUGCUCCUCCCCUGCCUCCACCCGAACGUCGUCGUCACGUCCAACUACCCGCCAUGCGUCCCCAUGUCGGGAACGUUCCAUGGCCUCGGGUGGCACACGGGGUUUCUCAAGUACAUGACGACGCUGCACGACGCAGUGGACAUGAGCCACUUCCGGGUCACGUCCAUGGCCCGGGAAGGCGACCUCGCCGUCGUGUCGGGCAAAGAAACGCUCGUGAACAAAGCCAACAAGCGGCGGUUCCGCCAGGUGUGGCGCCAUGAGCUCCGGUUUGAAGUCGACGGUCGUGUGAGCCACAUCAACAUCAUGGGCGACUCGGUGGCAUCCUCGGUGGCCUUUUCGAGCGGCGCCACCGGUCCGGCGCUGCUGGCCAUCAAGGACAAGUCGGCGGCGGCGGUCCCCACGAGCGUCUCGUCUCCACCGGGGGAGCUCCGGGUCGUAUGUGUGUCCGCCGAGGGGCUCAAGGCGAAGAAGACUGCCGCCCCCACCGUCAAGUUUGCGCUCACUGGGUUUCCGCACUUGAUGGUCAAAGGCGGCGCCGACAAGCAGCAGCAGCAGCAGCCGCUGGCGUUCCAACCUACGGUUUACAGCACCCGUCUUCCUGCUACAAUCGUGCCACUCAAGGAUAGACAGGGUCAUGCAACAGCGUAUGCCGUCUACUGGGCCGAAACGGUGGACUUGAACUUUUCAGGCGCGGUGCCCGGCACGGUGUCACAUUUGUUUGUCGAAGUGUGGGUGGAUGGGUUCUUGGGCGACGAACUGGUGGGGGUCACGCGCAUCAACUUGGCGUCGGUGCUAGCGUUGUCACAUGACGCCACGUCCGACGAAGAGCUCGCUCUGGGACAGAUUCCCCAGUGGUAUGACCUCGUCAAGCCCGAAGUGUACUCCAAGGCGGAAAAUCCCAAGACCGCCACCACAGUCGGCCGUCUCCAGCUGAGCUUGGCGUUUUUCUCACGAGAAGACAGUGUCGCAGAUGUGGUGGCCUCGCCGAGUCGCGGCCCCCGCAAGAGUCUGGACCGCCUCGCGCAGCUGCAUCUUGUCGCCACGUCAUCGUCAUCGUUGAAAGCGCGUUCGUCCAGCAGCAACUUGAUGGACCCUCGCCGCCUUUCGUCGUCGGACGAGAUGGACCUGCACGCCAUGCACAACUUCACCGUGUCAGGCACCAAGUUUCGAAUCUACUCGCGGUACCAACUCAUCCGGGCCAUUGGCCACGGCGCGUACGGCGUCGUGAUCGCCGCCAGUGACCAAGUGACGGGCAACGCCGUGGCCAUCAAGAACAUCCCCAAAACGUUCGACGACCUCGUCGAUGCCAAGCGCAUCGUGCGCGAGAUUCGGCUCAUGCGGCACUUGACCCACCCGAAUAUCGUGCACGUGCUCGACGUGAUGCGGCCGCCGUCGCUCGCCAAGUUUGAAGAUACGUACAUCGUCACAGAUUUGAUGGAAACGGACCUCCAUCGCGUUGUCCAGUCCCCCGAACCAUUGGAAUGCGACCACAUUGCGUACAUGACGUACCAACUGCUCGCGGCCGUUCGGUACAUGCACUCGGCCAACGUCCUCCAUCGAGAUAUCAAACCGUCCAACGUCCUCGUGAACCGCGACUGCCUCGUUAAAGUGUGCGAUUUUGGCCUCGCCCGAGGGAUUUCGUCGUCGUCGUCUGUCAACGCAUCGACGCCGAGUAGUAGUACUAGUAGUACUAGUAGUAGUACGCACGGCGAGCUGCUCGACGUGACCCCCGACGCCGCCCUCACCGAAUAUGUCGUCACACGAUGGUACCGCGCGCCAGAACUCCUCUUGAGCUCCAAGUACUCGUACCCCGUCGACACGUGGAGCGUCGGGUGCAUUGUCGCAGAAAUGUUCAACCGUACCGCGCUGUUUCCUGGCCACGACCAUGUCCACCAGCUGCAGCUCGUCACGUCCGUCCUCGGGUCUCCGUCGGUGGCAGACCUUGGCUUUGUCACCAACGAAAAGGCCAAGCGGUGGCUAUCCAAGCAGGCGACCCAGGUGCCGCGCCCGUGGACAUCGGUCGUGCCGUCCGCCCCGCCCGACGCGAUCGAUCUGCUGCAAAACCUGCUCAAGUUUGAUCCCCGCCAACGGAUCAGUAUCGACGACGCGCUUCGGCAUCCAUUUGUGGCGCCCUACAUGGACGACGACGCCGAAGUGCUGGCACCGAUGCCGUUUGACUUUUCAUUUGAGCAGCUGGACCCGCUCGACAAACCUGCCCUCCAGCGCCUCAUCUUUCAAGACGUGUGCCAUUUUCACCCCGAUGCCCUCGACGAAUUGACGGCAGCUACUAGUACUACUAGCACGACGUCAUAAUAUCACACGAGUCAAAUGUACGUGAUGAGGACGGGG